AAGCUUUUGUUCGUGACAUAUGACUGCACAUGUAAUUACGUAAUGCAACACCCGACAUUGACAAUAAUCAUCAAAUUACCUGAGCACACAAAUACAACAAACUCAUACAUUUAUAUUUUAAAUUAAUGUACAUCAUUCAAGUCAUAUCUCCCCAGUCUGUCACGAUUUCGUUUGUCGCGUAGUUUAAAUUUUUAAGCUCUAAUGCAAAGUAAGUGCGGGUAUUGCUGCGCGUUUUUUACAAAUUAAUUAUUCGUAAAAGUUUUAAAAUUUUAAAUUACAAUAAAAAGUACAGUAUGAAAUUUAAUUAUUAUUUAUUACAAAUUAUGGAAAACUGAUUGGUCGUUUUUAAAAAAAAAAUUUGAAUUUAAAUAAAUUGUCAAUUUAAAUUUACUGCCACAAUAAUUGGUACCAAAUUCUUCAGCUUGUCGGUGUUACUGGGCCUUAUUUCCCAGUAUGUUAGUGCCUUAGUAAUUAGAAAAAUCCUUUUUCUUCAGGUACAUUUACCACUUCAUAGGGUUGAAAUACAAUUACUCCAUAACCUAGCAAGUAAAAUCUCUUGUAUUUUAAUAUUAAAUUUGUGUUUUUUUAACUCGAUAUUCAUAGACAAAAAUAAAAAAAAAUUUCAAAAAUUAAGAAAAUUAAUUGAUAAAAAAAAGUGUUGUCUCAUCAGUAAUUUAAAUUCUAUUAAUCAAAAAUACAAAAAUCCAACCACGUGUUGUACUAAAUAAAAAAAUUAUAAUUUUAAAUUCAUAUCCCAUAAAAAAAUUAUUAUUUUUAAAAAUUUUUAAAACAAACAAAAAAAAUAAAGUCUUAAAUAAAUAAAAAAUAAUUAGGAAUGUGUUUUAAUCCAUCGGAUUGCAGUGUAUAUAUAUUUUUAAUAGUGUGAGGGAGCGGCAUUCGUGUAUAGAUAUUACCCCGGAAGGGGUCAUCGCUGCUAAAAUAGCACGUGCAGUAGUUUCUCAACGAGUCUGCCAGCAAGACUAGUUGUGAACUGGAAGCAACCGUGACUGGGACAAAGUAAAGGCUUUUAUUUAAAACACUAAAAGUAAACCAUCAGACACGUAAACGAAACCAAACGACAAAAGUAAAGCUGAAUAUUUAAAUAAAAUCUCAGCUCACUAUCAAGAUAUUUAUUAAUUACUGCUUAGAUAAAGGGGUUUAAAAUAAAACAAAACACCUGACAGUCGUUAUUUGAAAGUACUGCAGAACAAAAUAAAAUUUAUUGCAACGACAAUAUCAAUCGGUGACAUUUAAAGAUUAUCAACAACAUGGGAAACGAGAAGAGAAUAAUCAAGACCUCAUCGCCAUACCCAUCGCCCAGUGCUAAAAAUCACAGUCGAUCAAUUAUUGACGUUUGCGAGCUGGAUAAUUACAAUUACGACCAAUCCGAUGGUGAUAAUUCAUCGUCUUUACAUUCAAUAUCCUCAAGUAACAUCGAACUAAAAAGUAUCACGCGGUUACUUAUCAGUAACUCGAUCGCAUGGGCGCGUUAUUCUGUUGAUAAUUUAUCAAUUAAGUUGACACUUGGCAAUUUGGGAUUUUUUAUUAUCAUUAUGGUUAUUAUUGUACCGAAAACAUUUACAUAUUUUAUUAUAUAUCCGAUUUUUAGAUUACUAUUUGGUACACUUUAUCCAGCUUAUGCCUCUUACAAAGCUGUGAGGACGAAGAAUGUCAAGGAAUAUGUAAAAUGGAUGAUGUACUGGAUUGUUUUUGCAUUAUUCACCUGCGCUGAAACAUUCACUGAUGUAUUCUUCAGUUUUUGGUUCCCGUUUUAUUAUGAGAUAAAAAUAAUUCUCGUGCUCUGGUUAUUGAGCCCCGCAACCAAGGGCUCGAGUAUUCUAUACCGUCGGUUUGUACAUCCCGCACUGAUACGUCGUGAAGCUGAGAUCGAUGACGCUUUGGCACGUGCCACCGAGCAAGGCUACACUGCGGUACUUCAUCUCGGUACCAAGGGUGUAAAUUAUGCCACCACAGUACUCAUGCAAACGGCAAUUAAAGGUGGCGGUGGAUUAGUGCAGCAGCUAAAAAAAAGCUACAGUCUGAGUGACCUGACAGGCGAGAAAGAAGAUGAAAAUAGAAAUACAUCAAUGAUGCACGACGAGACAGAUAUGAUAGUAGAACCUCGUCGACGAGAAAAUCCUGGCAGAAGAGGAUACAGUCCACGUAGAACACAAUCAAGUUGUAAUCGUGUUGAUAUGUUUUUUUCUGAAGUUGAUGUUGAUGUGAGACAACCGAGGCCUAGAGAACCAAUAAGUAGUAUAAAUAAUAUACGGUCAUCAGACGACAUAUCCAGCGGCUACAGUAGCGGAGAAGCUGUUCAAACACACCGCAUGACGCCACACACGGAAACGCUUUUAAGGACAUCGAGUGUUGGAGCAAGAACGAGGUCUUCAAAGCCUCGAUCUACUGCAAAAAAAUUACCCGAGGAUGAAGAAGACACGUGUGAGUUUGUGGAUCCUCAAUUACCAGCUUUGUCUGUAAUUAGCGCACAACAGAGUCUACAACUUAUGCUGUUUUUGUCGCAAAUGCACAGUAAUGCACCGCUAAAUUAUCCGAGUGUAGAUGAAAUUUUAAAAAACACGGGUCAUUUAUUUUCGUCUAAUUUGCCUGGAUCAAUACUGGUCGCGCCAGAAAACGAUAAUGAUAAUAAUCAAUUAAAUAUUAAUUAUGACAAAUGUGAUUAUAAUGAGACUGAUGAAAAAAUACCAGACCUGAAAAUCGAUUCAGUUGAUUCUGAUGACACAGACGUUAAUUUUAAGUCAAAAGAAUUUACAAAAGAUGACAAAGAAGAAUUUAAAAAAAUAUCUAGUCCAGAUGAUUUUUCACAACCAUCUUGUUCUAAAGAUUCAACAAAAUCAAUUGAUUCCAAUGAAUUUAAAAAAUUAUCCAGUUCAGAAGAAACUGCCCAAUUAUCUAUUAAAGAUAAUUUAACUAAAUUAUCUAGUGAAAAUAAUUUAACAAAAUUAUCUAGUGAAAAUAAUUUAACAAAAUUAUCUAGUGAAGAUAAUUUAACAAAAGAACCAAUUAAAGAUAAUUUAUCAAAACCAUCUGAUUUAAAAGACUGUUCAAAAUCAUCUCAAGAUAAUUUACCAAAAGUAUUUAAUUCCGAAGAAAAUUCAAAAUUAUAUAUUCCAGAUGAUUCAUUAAAAUUAUCUGUCAAAAAUAACUCCAUACAAUCAACAAACACCGAAGAUAAAAAAGUAUCUUUAGAUAAUCUAUCAAAUUCAAAUAGUUUAUUAAAACUAUCUAGUCCUGCAGAGCCAAGAAAAUUAUCUAGUUCACAUGAACAUCUAAAAGUAUCUAGUCCACAUGAAUUAACUCCUUGUUCUACCUCAAAUGUUGACAUCACAAAGAUCACAGACGAAAUAUGUCAAGAAAAAUUUAUCGAGCUCAAAAGACUACUGAACAAUGCCCACGAAGCAGUGACAAGUAUCGUACAUACCUCAGAUAAUUUGUCAUCAAUCCAAGGAGAUCCAACGACCAAUAACUUGGAAGACAAGAGUACUUCAAAAACAAGCCUACUGACAUCGCACUCAUCAGCGAGCGUAUCGCGAAGCAGUUCCGAUUGCGACCGAGCCGGGAAAUAUCACAAAAAACCCGCGCCCAGAGUUCCCUCAGCCUCAAAAUCGGAACUUAACGCAGGUAAUAAUUACCAAGCAGUCGACGAGGACUCAUCAGCGGAAGCAGAGACCGAGCAAGCAUUGAAAGCGACCCUCGUUAUCAAAACUGGUACAGUAAAGACCUUCACCAAUGUCAAUAACACUAAAAAUGUAUUUUUUACUCAUCCUACUACUUCUCAUCGUCAUUCAUCUCCAUCUGUGUCUACUAAAUCAAAUAAAAAGAAAAAAAGUUUGUCGAGAUUUUUAGCGAUACCACGAAAUUUAUUUGGCAAUAAAGAAAAAGAUAAAGAUAAAGGUAAAGAUGAUAGAAGUGGAAUUUAUUCGACGACAUCUGAACCAGGUUCAAGAUCGCGUUCUGUCAGUGUCAGCUCACAAGAGUGUGGAGUUGAUGCUCAAGGAAAUAACAAAGUCGAUGUCAAUGUCCAAGACAUUUUAUUUAAAACCGCCCUCACUGAUCAAAGCCCAACUUCUGACACGUACAUUGAUUUUCGUACUGAUAGUCUUGAUCGGUGUGAUCAAAAUAACAAGUUUUGCAACUUUACCACGAAGUAAAAAACCAACAAAGAAAAAGGUGGCAUGAAACAUAACAGCUGCUGAUCACAUUAAAGAAGAAGACGGAAUAAUAGCAUACAAAUAAGAGCUAAUGCCUUUACUUCGCAUCAACAAUAUAUUUGUAUCCCAUCAUCACGAUCAUAAUCAUUAUUAUAAUCAUAGUCAUUAAUUAAGUACGGCCAUAUUGUCAAUGUGAUUAGCAGCAUCAAUUAAUGAACAAAUUUAAACAAGAGCCAAAACGCUUUAUUUGCGUCUAGCUUUUUAGUCUACUCGAUUCAUUUUUAUACUUAUUUUAUUUUUUUCAAUCAAAUUUACGGAAUAAAAUAUUUUCAAUGAGUGAUUUAACUCCAAGUCGGAAAAAGAAAAGUAAUUAAAUGAAAAGUUUUAAUUGUUAAUUUAUUUAUUAGAUUAAAAAAUUUAAUCAAUUGUUGUUUACAUUUAAUGCGUUAACUAUUUAAUCGUAAUGACUACAAGCUGGAAUUUUUUUUCA
This is a messenger RNA of Microplitis demolitor, 4662 nucleotides long. RefSeq names its product germ cell nuclear acidic protein. Gene Ontology annotation, biological process: endoplasmic reticulum tubular network organization. Gene Ontology annotation, cellular component: endoplasmic reticulum tubular network; endoplasmic reticulum membrane; cytoplasmic microtubule. The record is from RefSeq and is a predicted model, not a curated record. Gene Ontology annotation, molecular function: microtubule binding. The transcript has 8 exons. Lineage: Eukaryota; Metazoa; Arthropoda; Insecta; Hymenoptera; Braconidae. The coding region runs from base 1269 to 4172 and encodes 967 amino acids.